Cryptomeria japonica (Japanese cedar) is the source of this 1583-nucleotide messenger RNA. RefSeq names its product NAC domain-containing protein 74. Lineage: Eukaryota; Viridiplantae; Streptophyta; Pinopsida; Cupressales; Cupressaceae. Gene Ontology annotation, molecular function: DNA binding. The coding region runs from base 298 to 1407 and encodes 369 amino acids. The record is from RefSeq and is a predicted model, not a curated record. Gene Ontology annotation, biological process: regulation of DNA-templated transcription. The transcript is spliced from 5 exons.
ACCUGCUCAACGCAUUCUCUUACAAUCCGUAAGUCGGUUCAAGUGCAGGUCAUCUCCGUUCUGUAUAUACGUGCAAUUCUCACAUACAGCCUGUUUUUAUCAAGGCUAUAGGCAUAAAAGAAGAGAGAGCAGGGUUUCUAGUUUUUUUCAGGAGCAAAUUGGCUGGAUAAGGAGAUAGGUCGAAGUUUUUGGGAAGAUCCGGUCGCGAUUUGGCCAGAUUAGCUCCAUAAUUUAGAAGUUGUGUGGUUUAUCUUUUUUGUGUUGUUAGGGUAAGAACAUAGUUUUUUUGUUAGCUCCAUGGCGCCGACAACAUUGCCUCCAGGCUUCAGGUUUCAUCCCACUGAUGAUGAAUUGGUUGCUUAUUAUUUGAAAAGAAAAAUUCAUGGCGAGAAAAUCGAACUUGAGGUUAUUCCUGAGGUUGAUCUUUACAAAUGCGAGCCCUGGGACUUACCUGAGAAAUCUUUCCUUCCAGGGAGAGAUCUGGAAUGGUACUUUUUCAGUCCAAGGGACAGGAAGUAUCCAAAUGGCUCAAGAACUAACCGAGCUACAGAAGCAGGCUAUUGGAAGGCUACGGGAAAGGACCGCAAGGUUAGCUCUCAUAUGCGCUCCAUUGGAAUGAAGAAGACUCUGGUGUUUUACAGAGGACGUGCUCCUCGUGGGUCUCGAACCAAUUGGGUUAUGCAUGAAUAUCGUCUUGAAGAGAAGGAAUGCCUGGGCUCAGCUUGUUUGCAGGAUGCUUAUUCUCUCUGUCGAGUCUUCAAGAAAAGCGGACCACGACCCAAAUAUGGAGAGCCGUAUGAAGAUACUGACAAUUUGUUUCAUGACAAGAUGCCUGCAUUGACUGAAGGUUUAUCACCAGUAAAAAUGGAAGAUAACGGCCAAGCAAAUUCAAUAAUGUCAUCGGAAGCGUCUGGAGUGAUGAGUGUCAAUACAGCUACAAACAGAUGGUCAAACUUCGUGCCUGAUGAAGCUCAUAGCUGCAACGUUUACCACUCAUCUAAUGAGUCUACUAGCUGCCAUGCCAAGGUUGAGGGGAAUCGUGAAUUCGAGGGUCUAACUCCUUCCGAGUCGAGAAUGCUUGCUAGAUAUUUCGAGCAAAUCAAUUCAUCACCUGUCGAAGACUCGGACAUUGUAGAACAAAUUUACCAAGAAGCAAAGGCUUCUCAGCGAAAUAACUAUUCAAACCAACUUGAUAAUUUCCACUCUGGAAGAGGCUUCGAUAGUCAGCAAGAGAAACCAAAUGCUGAAGGACAAGAAGAAGAAGACAGUUCCUUUGCAAUGCAUAACCAAGGUUUCCAAGACUAUAAUCUGGGAGGUCUGUUAGACAUGCAAGAACAGCCUCUCUUCUUUAAUAGUUAUAUGAUGCGGCAGAAUUCAGACACAGAGGUGAGGUUUUCAAGUGCAUGAAUGAAUCAGACCCAGUGGUUAAAUAAGUCUUAAGGGCUAUAAACUUUGUGCCAAGCUCAGAAUUCAAUGUUUGUUUAGAUGGGAAUUCAAACUUUUCGAAUGUGUACAAUCUGUUCAUCCAACAUGCUUUGUUGCAUCAGCAAAAGUUAUAUGGAAUAAUUCCUUCUUCUUCUUUA